GAUUGCCAGUGGUUUAUUCAAUAGAACAGCCACCACAAUACGAAAACUAAUUGAGGAGUCUGAAAGGCCAGAUAGACCAGAUAAUUAGUUUCUAAUGAAUAUAAGUAAUUAUUAUAGCUAUGAACAUAUCCAAUGUAAGGUGACAAGCAAAUACUUUUCAAGUUGUGGUAUGGAUGAAAGCUUGUCAGACUUUCAAGAAAAGAAGAAAUGUUUUGAAGCUGUAAAAAUACAAAAAACUAUAAAAACAAGAAAGAAACAACCUAAACUGAUCAGAGGCCAAAGAAAAAUAAAAUCUUUACUGAACACUAAGAAAAAUGAAUUAGUUUCUUACUCGAAGGACUUUGAUAAUAUUUGUAAACAAUCAGGCAUAGAUGUUGACCCUGAACAGUUACAACUAGCAGUGGCACUAUCGAAAUCACUUCAACCUGUAGACAAUACUGGACCAUCAACUAGUCAGUUGAACACGCAAGGUAGAAGUGCUAAAAUUCGAUCAACUUUACAAGAGUAUGGAUUUUCAGUGCCUGUGAUUAAAAUAUCAAAUCCUAACAAGAGAUUAAAGAAAAUAAGGAGAAAUUACAAACUAUUAUUAUCAACGGAUGCAGAGAAACAACAAGUAAUUACUGAUAAAUAUUCACAAGUUUUGUUUGAAAACAUUGAUAAUAACAAAAACUGUUCAAGUAAUUGCUAUAAUGAUUUUUCUGAUGUACAUUUAUAUUACUUGUCAACAAACGCUGCAUAUAAUGACAUAAGAAGUAAUGAUGUAUUUUAUGUUUCUAACUUAGCAAUAGAGAAAUCAACUCCUGUUGGUUCCUUGCUAAAGGAUUGGUCAAAAAUCCCUGGCAGACCUAUAAGCCCUAAGCCCUGUGAAAAUAAAAAAAUUGAUACAAGUAAAAUUCUGUGUUCUGAAGAUGAAUUGGAUAUUAUUCUUAGUGGAUCAUUAAAAUGUGCUCAAAAUAUUGUUAGUAGGGCUAACAGAGUGCUUAGUACAAUGACUGAUAUAGGAGAAACCGACUGUUGUACAAAUAAAGCUAAUGAAAUUAAAAUUAAUUUGAUUGAUGAAACAAAAAGUGAAAUGAAAGAAACAAGUGUGAUUUCUAAUAUAGACUUAGUUGAUAAUGAAAAUAUUAGAAUAUUAAAAGUAUCACAACCAGUAAGAAGUUGUUCUCCAGAUUUAUUUGAUGAUGACACAGUAUCAUUAUGUAGUGAUACAAAUGAAGUAACUAUAUUGAAAUCUCUAAAAACUGUACAUAGUAAAACAAAUGAGGAUAUUAUAGAAAUAAUAGAUUGUUCUCAUUAUGUAGCUGAAGUUAAAACCUUAAAUACAGUAGCAUUGCCAGUUAUCAAUUGUACAUCAAGUUCACAAUCAUCUCAAAAAACUGAUAAUUUAACUAGGAAGUCAUAUGAUCCUAUGGAACUUACUGAAUGCAUUGCAUUAGAAGAUAAUUUCAUUCAUAAUGAAAAUAAGUCUAAUAUACUGUUAUCAAGUUUAAGUAAUAUUACAAAAAGAAAAUCUAAUGAUUUUAUGGACCUAACAGAGUGCCUUGCACAUUAUUCUGAACCCAAAUCAGUACUUAAUGAGAAUGAGAUAGACUUAACUCAAAAUUAUAAUAAUAACUAUGAUAUAGAUAGGAUAGAUAAAAAUGUAAUAAAUGAUGAUGUAUCUAAUAAUGUUGAUUUGACGCAAUCAUCAAAUUCCAAUGACAGUUUACCCUUCGUCCAAGUUAGUGGUAAUGUUGAUAAAUCAUGUGAUUAUACAAUAAUUUUAAAUAAUUCUGAAAUUAGUCAAUCGCAAACAAAGAAAAAGAAGGAAAAAUCAACAGAUAAUAUAGGAAAGGAAAACCUUAGUUUGGUUCCUGAGGUACCAGCCAAAAUGGACAAUAAAUUGGCAAAUGAAAGUUUUUUCAAGGAUUAUAAUUACAAUCAUUCAGAUGAUGAUAUAAAAUGCAAUAGUGACAUCUAUAAUAAUAAAUUUGACACUGAUGAUUUAACACAAAGUACAGAUUCUGAAGAAUGUAACAAUGAAGUCAACCAUAAUAAUGUUCAGUCUUCAUAUAAUAAAAUCAAUGAUGAAAAUAUCCAUGAAAUGUCUAUUGACUAUGACAAUGUUUGUUUAGAUAACAAUAUGCAUAUCAACCGAAAGAUUUCUACUUCAAACGACAGUAGUUUAAGUAAUUCUCAUAUUCAUGCUAUAGCUGGUAAGUCACCUGAGAAACAAGAAAUUCAGUCUAGUCAGAAUUCUGAGGCUUUCGAAAUUUCUGACAGGGAAUUAGAUUAUUCCCUUCAUAAAUCUAGAUAUGAUGAAUCAAUAGAUAUAAAUUUUCCAAACUUGUCAACUAUGAAUAUUGUAUCGAAUAACACAAAAAAUUAUAUAUCUGAUAAUAAUGAGACUCAGCUAGUUACUUUAAACAGAUCUAUGAGUGAUAGUUUUCUACCUGUAGUUAAUAUUAAAAGAACAAUUCAAGAUGCAGAUACAUUUCAAACACAACCAUGUAAUUCUACACAAAGUACUCCAGAGAAAACAAAUACUACUGCUGCUACAUUAAGAACACCUACUAAUGAUGAUUACAUUGUAAAAGUACAGGAAGUUACACCAAGAUUGGAUUAUGCAUCUAUGACAACUCCAGAAAGAAACCAAGAACUUGAUAAAUAUGGUUUAAAGCCAUUCAAAAGAAAAAGAGCUAUUCAACUUUUAACACAUAUUUAUAAUCAGACUCAUCCUGUAAUAGCCUCUUAUGCAAAUGAAGAAUUACCAUCACCAUCAAAAAAACGUAAAACAGACACAAACAAUCCACAUUCUGUUUCACCGAAAAGAUCUCCACUGAAACCAGCUAAAACUCAUGUUGAAGAUGUUAAAGAAAACAUCUACCAAAUAACAAAAGACAUACCGGAUCUGAGAGAAAUAGAGUGUAGUUCUGAGGAUUGGGUAUUGCAGAAAAAAGAAAAGGCCAGGGUGCAUUCUUCCAGAGUCCCUCUUCAUAUAGCGUUCAAUAACUACCUGUCUUGCCGGCGAGGUUUGCGGGAGGCAAUAUUACGAUAUGAACCCGUCAAUAUAGAUAUUAUACAUAAAGAAUUGGUGGCGUGUGGGCACAGAUAUGAUGCAAAGGAUCUUUUGAGAUUUAUGGACAAGAGGUGUAUAACAGUCAAAACAUCAGAUAAUAAUUCCAGGAACAAUAAGAAAUAACACAUAUCUGUUGUAUUCAUUUUGUGUAGCAUAUCUACAUUAACAUUAAAGAGAAGAGAAUCUUAAUUGUGUUUA
Molecule: messenger RNA, 3256 nt
Organism: Achroia grisella
Lineage: Eukaryota; Metazoa; Arthropoda; Insecta; Lepidoptera; Pyralidae
Gene: mus312
Product: structure-specific endonuclease subunit SLX4
Exons: 5
Coding region: 95-3181 (1028 amino acids)
Biological process (GO): interstrand cross-link repair; DNA replication; meiotic DNA double-strand break processing
Cellular component (GO): Slx1-Slx4 complex; nucleus
Molecular function (GO): enzyme binding
Source: RefSeq, a predicted model, not a curated record